CAAUAGAAGAAGAGAUCAGCUGAUCAAAUCAAACAGGACCUGAUAAACAGCAACUGUGUUUUCUUCUUCUGAUUUAGAUAAAGCUGGAGGAUUUUGGUCGACGUUUCUGUUCAUGAAUUAAAUUCGGGGCGACAUGAAAGGUUUAUACGGCCGAGCUGCAGAGGGCGACGCUGAGCCCAAGUUUGUAAUUCAGGAAACGACUCUCCCAGAUGUUUUAGGCAGCCAUCAGGUCAGAAUGAAGGUCAAAGCAUGUGGACUCAGCCCUCUAGACUUCAAGUUGAUUCAGGAAGUGGGGAUCCAGAGGGAUUUCAUUCCUGUUGGCAGAGAGGUGGCAGGCGUCGUCCUUCAAGUUGGACCCAAAGUGACCUUCUUUCAGCCAGAGGACGAGGUUGUAGGAGUUCUUCCUCUGGACUCACCUUGUUCUGGACUCUGUGAAGUCAUUGACAUAGAUGAGUACUAUAUAGUUCAAAAGCCAGAGAAGCUCAGCUCUUUGUGUGCGGCGGGAGCUCUGCGUGACGGCGUCUGUGCCUACACUGCCCUACACACACACGCCCGCAUGGCAGCUGGACACACACUCCUGGUGAUGGAUGGGUCCAGCUCUUUUGGCCUCAUGUGCGUCCAGCUGGCCUGUUACCACGGAGUCAAGGUUCUCACCACGUCACACUCGCCGCAGAAACAGGCCUUCCUGGAGCAGCUUCGGCCCAGCGUAGGCAUUCAAGAUCCUUUAGUAGCCAGAGUCAUUCCGGUGCAUAACGGAUCAUCGGACCUGCUGUCGGUGGUUCUGGAGGAGACGGGAGGACUGGGAGUGGAUAUAGUUGUGGAUUCUGGAGUUUGUCUCCACGGAGACGAAGAGGAGGAGGAUAAGAAAUUACUCCCCCAUAAGCAUGACAUCAUCAGUGUGCUCGGAGUGGGAGGGCACUGGGUCACCUCCCACAAAAACCUGCAGUUGGAUCCUCCAGACUGCAGGUUACUACAUUUAAAAUCUGCCUCUGUGUCUUUCCUCAACCCUGAGGUCUGGACGACCUCAUCGGCUCAGCAAGGACGGUACCUCCAUAUUCUAAAAGACAUUAUGGAGAAGAUGUCAGCUGGAGUUCUCAGACCUCAGAUGGAGGACGCUGUUCCUCUCUAUGAAGCCACAGUUGCCAUGGAGACUGUCCAGCGUCAUCCCAAGAAAAAGGCUGUCGUUCAGCUCUAGGCG
Messenger RNA from Xiphophorus hellerii (green swordtail), 1198 nucleotides. It is a transcript of the gene cryzl1, whose product is annotated as crystallin, zeta (quinone reductase)-like 1. The record is from RefSeq and is a predicted model, not a curated record. The coding region runs from base 134 to 1195 and encodes 353 amino acids. The transcript has 13 exons. Gene Ontology annotation, molecular function: oxidoreductase activity. Lineage: Eukaryota; Metazoa; Chordata; Actinopteri; Cyprinodontiformes; Poeciliidae.